AUGGCUUUUGUCUUUCUCGGGUUCAGAGACAGCCGAUUUGAGCAGGCCCAGUUUACUAUGCCGCAAAUGUCCACAUUUACCUUCCGUAUAGCCUCUCGCAGAUGUCUAGGCUCCGCAUCUACAAGUUUAGGCUGCUGCCUAAGCCCGGUAACAGUAAACCCGGCACCACCACCACCACCAUCACCGUCACCGGCAACGGUAGUGGCACCGGCACCACCACCGGCAAGUGCAGUGGCACCAGCACCAUCACCGACAAGUGCAGUGGCACUGGCACCAUCACCGACAAGUGCAGUGGCACCGGCACCACCACCGGCAAGUGCAGUGGCACCGAUAAUGGUAGCACUCUGGCCACCGCCACCAUCCGCAUCCAAAAAUGCGAUGAGGAAGGGAAGGUAA
Molecule: messenger RNA, 396 nt
Organism: Wasmannia auropunctata (little fire ant)
Lineage: Eukaryota; Metazoa; Arthropoda; Insecta; Hymenoptera; Formicidae
Product: myrosinase-binding protein 2-like
Exons: 2
Coding region: 1-396 (131 amino acids)
Source: RefSeq, a predicted model, not a curated record